Nanorana parkeri is the source of this 1283-nucleotide messenger RNA. RefSeq names its product carbohydrate sulfotransferase 11-like. Lineage: Eukaryota; Metazoa; Chordata; Amphibia; Anura; Dicroglossidae. The transcript has 3 exons. The record is from RefSeq and is a predicted model, not a curated record. Gene Ontology annotation, biological process: proteoglycan biosynthetic process; carbohydrate biosynthetic process. Bases 153 to 1166 code for a protein of 337 amino acids. Gene Ontology annotation, cellular component: membrane. Gene Ontology annotation, molecular function: sulfotransferase activity.
CCCCCCCCUCUCAGGAGGAGGGUGGGUGGUACAGUCCUCUGUGGGUCCCCCUGGCUGUGCAGGGAGAGCUGCGCUGAUAGAUAGUGACCUGGCUGGGCUCUCCUCGCACACUCCAUGGGCAAUGAGCACCCGGGGCUGGUCCCCUGCACAGCAUGAGGAAGAACAAAGUUAUGGUGCUGGCUACUUGCCUGGGCUCCUUCAUCCUGGUCAUCUUCUACUUCCAGAGCAGCCUCAGCACAGCUGAGGAACAUGUCACUGCCAGCAUCUGGAAAGGGAAACCAAGGAGAAGUCCUCUGCAGGCUUUAUAUGACAGCGAACAGGUUGAACCCUCUACUAUCCAGGCUACACACCAAAAGCGUCGGGAGCUGCUGGCCAGCGCCUGCAAGACGUACACCCGUAAACGCCGCGUCCUGACUGCCGAUGACCUCAAACACCUGGUCGUGGACGACACCCAUGGGUUGAUUUAUUGCUACGUGCCUAAGGUGGCCUGCACCAACUGGAAGAGGGUCAUGAUGGUCCUCACCGGCCAAGGCAAAUAUAAUGACCCUGCCCUCAUACCAGCCAACGAGGCCCACAUUGCAUCCAACCUCCGCACUCUCUCCGAGUUCAGCACCCCGGAGAUCAAUUACCGCCUGCGGAACUACCUCAAGUUCAUCUUCGUAAGGGAGCCUUUCGAGAGGCUGGUUUCAGCCUACAGGAACAAGUUUACCCGGACGUACAACACGGCCUUCCACAAGCGUUACGGCACCAAGAUCAUAGAGCGCCAUCGCAGGGAUCCUUCGCUCGAGGCACUUGAGCGGGGGGAUGACGUCAGUUUUGAAGAGUUCCUCUAUUAUCUGGUUGACCCCCAGACUCAAAGAGAGGAGCCGUUUAAUGAGCACUGGGAGCGGGUCCAUUCCUUGUGCCACCCAUGCAUCGUCCAGUAUGACGUGGUAGGGAAAUACGAGACUUUAGAGGAGGAUGCCGAAUACCUCCUUCAGCUCAUCGGCAUAGGCGACUCGAUCAAAUUCCCAUCUUCUUCCAAAACCACGCGGACCACCGACGGCAUGACGGCACAGUUCUUCAAAGGAAUCACCCGCUUCUACCAACGGCGUCUUUUCAACUUGUACAAGAUGGACUUUCUACUCUUCAACUACAGCAUUCCCUAUUACUUGCAGAUACAUUGAACGUGCGGCGAGAGGGUGUCCGGGGGGCCUGGAGCCUUCAACACACCUUUUCAUUGGAGGAAGAAAAACAUGGAAGCCAUGUUUUUUUUGUUUUUUAUAUUUAUUGCCGGAAUCGUG